GACCUUCUUCUUAUUGGGAAAACGGGAAAUGGCAAGAGCGCCACUGGAAAUUCUAUCCUAGGUAGAAAUUGCUUUAAAAGCUCACCAAGUUAUUCAUCCGUGACGAAACAUGCCCAGUUCGAUUACUCUGACUACAACGGUCGAAUUAUCAAAGUCGUGGAUGGGCCAGGUAUUGGAGACACUGACCUUACCAAAGAUGACGCCCUGACUUUAGUCAUCAACGCCAUGAAUCACGCCAUAGCCGCUAAUCCUAAAGGCUACCACGCGUUCCUUCUGGUUCUUCGUUUCGGCGGUAGAUUCACCGAAGAAGACGUACAGACCAUCCAUGUUCUGAAGCAAAUUUUCGGUGAAGAGUUUGUCAAUAAAUUCUGUAUUCUUGUGGUAACACGGGUUGGAGAUUACGAUCCAGCUGAAACAGGAAUAGGUUCUCUGGUAGAUUGGUUGUUUGAACAAGAGGACGCCUUUAAACUAUUGCUAGAAGAGUGCCGUAACAGGGUUGUAUUAUUCGAGAAUAAAUCCAAGGACGAAGCAGUGAUGAGGUCGCAAAUCGACAAACUGAUAAAAAUGGUGGAUCAGCUCAGUAUUUUGGGACUCAGGUACACGGAUGAUCAUUUUAAAAUGGCUCAACAUAAACGUGAGAAGAUCCUCGUGGAAGCCAAGAUGCCUCUCAUUCAGGAGGAAAGCAUGAAAGAGGCAAGUCUGAUCAUUCAACAACUUGGAAACAUUCAGCUGGGUGAACCUGAGAAACAGUUGAAGCUCUUGGAAGGACUUCAAGCGAGAGCCGAAAAUUUGUUGGACAGCAUCAAGAAACAGGACAAAGGGACUGGUGCACUCAGGGCUAUAAUUACAAACAGCCAAGAUAUAGUGAGGUGCAUUAAACACCAGGUAGAAAUGAUGACCAGUGCCAAAAAGAUACAAGACAUGAGAGACGACCAUCGUAAGAGAAUGGACCAGUUGAAGGCGGAGAGAGAUCGGGAACGCCAGGAUGAGGAAGACAAGCAGCGUGCUGAACUGGAUAAACAA
Messenger RNA from Lymnaea stagnalis (great pond snail), 1023 nucleotides. Lineage: Eukaryota; Metazoa; Mollusca; Gastropoda; Lymnaeidae. The record is from the annotation of a GenBank genome assembly.